Messenger RNA from Triticum dicoccoides, 2820 nucleotides. Its product is annotated as origin of replication complex subunit 3-like. Lineage: Eukaryota; Viridiplantae; Streptophyta; Magnoliopsida; Poales; Poaceae. The record is from RefSeq and is a predicted model, not a curated record. Gene Ontology annotation, biological process: DNA replication; DNA replication initiation. Bases 254 to 2416 code for a protein of 720 amino acids. The transcript has 18 exons. Gene Ontology annotation, cellular component: DNA replication preinitiation complex; nuclear origin of replication recognition complex; nuclear pre-replicative complex. Gene Ontology annotation, molecular function: DNA replication origin binding.
CCCCCUCCCCACUCCACCGCGCGAGCCCCGUCCCCCUCCCGUCCCGCCCUCUCCUCGCGCCGCCCGUCCCGCCCCGCCUUCCCCUGACCGCGCCGCCGUCCGCCGAGACGACAACGGGUCCUCUCAGAGAAAGAUUUAGCCGGGGCAGAGCAGUAUCAAUUGGCCCGCUGCCUCGCGUGGGUGAGCAACCGCCGGCUCGAUUAGCAGCCGCCGUGCCCCUCGCCGCCGCCUCCCCCCUCUGACCGCCGGAGCCAUGGGCACACCGUCUCGCGAAGCUCCGCUCACAGCCGCCAACAAUAUCCAGCCGUUCUUUGUCCUUCACAAGGCGUCCGCUGGUGCGUCCGCAUCCGUUUCCUCCCCGGCAACCUCCCGGGCCCGGCGGCGAAUCGAGGUCUCCCAGCCGUCAUCUCCCAACCCCAAAUCUGCAAAGAGGCCGCGGGACGACGACGAUGAGGGGGACAUGGAGCUGUUCGAGCAGCUCCGCCUGGAGGCCUUCCACUGCACCUGGUCCAAGAUCCAAUCCACCAUCAAUGAGGUCCUCAGAGGCAUCAACCUCAAGCUGUUCGACCAGGUGCUGCGGUGGGUUCAGGAAUCCUUCUCCGCGAUCCGCUCUAUCACGAGACCCUGCCCUGCCGAAAUCCAGCAGCCGUACCCUCUCUUAACUGAUGUGAUCUGCAGAAAGAUACCAACGGCGUUUGUUCUCACUAAGAAUGCAGAAUUUGUUGACGAUGUCACGACAUUUCGGGAUCUCAUGGAUCAUCUGGAGUCUAAUGGAUGUCACCUGGCCAAGCUCUCGGCAACGGAAUUAUCAUCAAAGAAUGGAGUCGGUGGCUGCUUAAGGAGCUUGUUGAGGCAGCUGCUUUCAGACGUUCCAGAUGUAGCAGAUGUAUCUGCACUUGCAUCUUGGUACUGCAAAGGCGACAAUUAUGAUCAACCUAUCAUUAUCAUAAUUGAUGAUUUAGAGCAAUGCUCCGGUGAUGUCCUGGGAGAGCUUGUGAUGACGCUGAGUGAGUGGGUAAUUAAGAUUCCAAUCUUCUUUGUAAUGGGGAUAGCAACUACCCUUGACGCACCAAGGAAACUGCUCUCAUCGGAAGCUCUUCAAAGAUUAGAUCCCUGUAAACUCACGUUGGGGUCUCCCUCUGAUAGAAUGAAUGCCCUUGUGGAGGCCAUCCUUGUUAAACCAUGCGCCGGUUUCUGCAUCAGCCACGAAGUUGCAGUCUUCCUCAGAAAUUACUUUUUCAGACAUGAUGGGACAAUAACAUCAUUCAUUAGUGCUCUCAAGCUUGCAUGCAGUAAGCACUUCUCUGUCGAACCUUUGAGUUUCUUGUGCAUGGGAAUGCUUGAAGAGGAUUCUGAGAACUUUUGGCGUGAUAAAUUUGGUGCACUGCCUGUAGCAGUUCAGAAACAAGCUUUUGGUUUACCCUCAUGCACUAGGGAAAAUAACUCAAUCAAGCCUGGCAACAAUUUGGUAGAAGGUUUGUCUGAGCUGAUGAAGCUGCAAAAGGAUUGGAGUUCUGUUCUCUUGUGCUUGUAUGAAGCUGGAAGACAUGGCAAAGUGCAACUUUUAGAUAUUUUCUGCGAGGCAAUCAAUCCAGAUCUGCACACUCAGAAUGAUUCAAAUAAUGAACUGCUUAUGUCUAAACUCACAAGUGGGAAUCUAUCAAGUGGAAAAUCAGGUGCUGGUAGAAGAUGUAUAGCUCAGGCAUUGGAUACAGCAAGAUACAUGCCUAUGGAAACAUUAUUUCGUGUUCUUGAAGUUUGGAGCACCCACUUAGAAGGAAUGAAUGAGAUUAAUGCCAAGGUCAAAGAGCUUCAGUCAACCACAACCAGUGAAGAUUGUGUGACAAUCACAAAGGAUAAGUGGCCUAGGAGAUCAGCAAAUAGUACUGCAAUUGGAACAGUGCCAUUAAACGAUAAAGCUGCCAUGCUAUUGGAUGAUAUUACGAGAAAACUUUUGGUGCCUGUGGAGUGUUUACCUUUUCACGAAAUCAUUUGCUUCAAGAAUGUUGGUGUUCUCCAAUCUGCACUAAUUGGAAACCCAAGAAGAAUGGUUCAGCUUGAUCUCCUGAAGUCACAGAGCCGUCUUAAUUGCUCUUGCUGCAGCAGAAAUGGAAUUGCUGUGUCAGCAUCCUUGCAUGACACAUCAGUUAUGUGCAACCUAGCCCAAGAAUAUGGUGACGUAAUUAACCUCCAUGACUGGUACCUGUCUUUUGAUGGAAUUAUCAAUUCAAAAGGGAAAAGCAAAUUGGUCGGUUCUCCCUCAAAAAAGAAAUCAAAAGCCACGCCUCAACAGAGUGGAGCCAUGAUCCAAGCACGGUUCUGCAGGGCUGUCACGGAGCUCCAAAUUACUGGACUUCUUCGAAUGCCGAGCAAGAGAAGGCCAGAUCUGGUGCAGAGAAUUGCAUUCGGUCCUUGAGACCUUCAUUUCUCGUGAAGAAAUUAUGCUAGAAGCGAGCAAUGCACCGAAAGGCUAAGAAAAUGCUUCUCAUGUAGUGAGUGACAUGUAGAGCUCUGUUUGGUUGUAUGUAGAGCUGCAUUGAGUCAAUGGGGCCUUUGAGGGCUUCUGCAAGUACCAAUUUAUUUGAGUAUUUGCAUCAGUUGAUUAUGAACAAACUGAAGAGCUCUGAAUUACCAUGCAACAGUUUAUAUUUCAUACAAUUUUGAUAGGGCUAUUGUUGCUUUUAAUUAUGCUAGCAACCAAAGUAAAGUUCGUGAAAGGUUUGGACAAAAUGCCAACUUCAUGUAAUUUCCUGUUCGUUGAUCACUCUCAGUUGAACAGAAUGAUAGAACCAUUCACACUAGUAAUUUUUCAGAAAAUCA